AACUCUGACGACGCUGUCACCUUCUCUCAGCACAAUGCCCACCUCGCAGCCGCCCAGCGCAGCUGCCAGCCUCAGCCCAGAGACUGCCACAGCCCCCGAGAGCAGCUCAGAGAAAAACGUCACUGCUGCCACGACCGGAGGCACCAACGGCACAGAGGGGGACCCCUCCGUCCCCACCACCCCCUUUGCGGGCACCGAGGCAGAGAGACUGCAGGUGUCCCCCACCACCGGCCCCGGGGACGUCACGGUCACACACCACGAGCAGCACAACCCGAGCCCGUGGGGGAACAGCAGCACUGACAUCCCCUCUGCUUCCCCAUCUGCCAGUGCUCGUGCAGAAAACCCACCUGGCGGCACAGAGGCCUUGGACACGAGGCAAGAAGCGGAUGCAGACGGUGCUGCCACAACGGGGCCGCCGAGCAGCGCGCCGGCAACAGCCAACAGCUCCCAGCCAGGGCCCUCUGACAGCCAGACCACGGGGUCUGUGACAACGAGACCUGGCACCACGGCAGGGAUGAGCCUGGAGGGCGCCACAGAGAGCACCACGGAGCCACAAACUGCCUCUGCCCCCGUCACCGAAGGGAGCACGUCCCCUGCUGCCGCCUCCAGUGCUGCCGCGGGGACAGGGACCCCCGUUGCGACUGCCCCCACCACGGCCAGCACUGCUGCUGACACCCGCAGCACAUCUGCGGUAGAGCCUGUGCACGAGAAAGCUUCCGUGCUGGAUGUUGGGGAUGAUGAGAAUCCAGAGCUGCCCAGCUCACCCCUGGCCGAGGCGCCGAAGGCUGAUCCCUUGGUCAUCGCGGUGAUCUCCGUCUUUAUCAUCAUGGUGGGCAUCCUCGGCCUCGUGGGCUUCCUCAGAUACCGCCAGCACAACAGCCGCAUGGAAUUUCGGCGCCUGCAGGACCUGCCUAUGGACGACAUGAUGGAGGACACGCCGCUCUCCCUCUACAGCUACUAGGCCGCAGGCUGCCUCCCGCCCGGCACGCUGAACUUCCCGGAGAAAAAGGCCUCCACGUGAGGACGUGGUCCCUCACGAGCUGCUGAGGAGCGAGUGGCUGUGAUUUGCACACAACUGAAAGAUCUUUUUUU
Molecule: messenger RNA, 1092 nt
Organism: Nothoprocta perdicaria
Lineage: Eukaryota; Metazoa; Chordata; Aves; Tinamiformes; Tinamidae
Product: mucin-1-like
Exons: 4
Coding region: 35-961 (308 amino acids)
Source: RefSeq, a predicted model, not a curated record